AUGGGAUCUCUUUCUAACGUCGUCGAAGCCAAAUCUACAACUCGUUACAUGGUCAUUCAUACACCUAACACUUUUCAUUCCAUUUCUCCGUUUCUCAUUAAUAAACUCAUUUUAUCUACUGUUGGUGAAGUUCAAAAUAUAAAAAAAUUGCGCUCUGGUGAUAUACUAUUGCAGGUAUCCGAGAAACAAGCAUUACAUAUCAGUAAAAUGACAAUACUAGGUUCAUUCCCAAUAGAAACAUCGUACCAUAAAACAAUGAAUAUAUCACGUGGUGUACUUUCCGAACCAGAUUUCAUAAAGGUUUCUGAAGCAGAAUUUUUGGAAGAACUACGAGAUCAAAAUGUCUGCGCCGCUCGUCGCAUAAAUAUUCGACGAGGUGACAGACUUGUUCCCACACAACAUGUUGUUCUGACAUUUCAAACGCCGGUUUUGACUAAAUCCAUCAAAGGUGGUUAUAUUAACUGCAAAAUUCGACCUUACAUCCCUAAUCCUCUUCGUUGCUUUAAAUGCCAGAGGUAUGGGCAUUCACAAACCAGCUGUCGAAAUAAUGAAAAUAUUUGUGGUAAAUGUGCAGAAUCUGGCCAUGAAAUGAAUACUUGCACAUCCGACAUUCUGAAAUGUGCUAACUGUUCUGGCUCCCAUGCUGCAUUUUCCAAGCCCUGCCCUAAGUGGAUCUUGGAAAAGGAAAUAAUUUCCACUAAGAUAAAAAAGAAUAUAACUUUCCCAGAAACCCGAAAAAUUGUGAGCGAUAGAACUCCAAAAGUUGGUGUUUCCUAA
Messenger RNA from Argiope bruennichi, 777 nucleotides. RefSeq lists its product as uncharacterized. The transcript has a single exon. NCBI's taxonomy places the organism in Eukaryota, Metazoa, Arthropoda, Arachnida, Araneae, Araneidae. The record is from RefSeq and is a predicted model, not a curated record. The coding region runs from base 1 to 777 and encodes 258 amino acids. Gene Ontology annotation, molecular function: zinc ion binding; nucleic acid binding.